This is a messenger RNA of Agelaius phoeniceus (red-winged blackbird), 825 nucleotides long. RefSeq names its product tumor protein, translationally-controlled 1 (gene TPT1). Lineage: Eukaryota; Metazoa; Chordata; Aves; Passeriformes; Icteridae. The record is from RefSeq and is a predicted model, not a curated record. Gene Ontology annotation, cellular component: cytoplasm. Gene Ontology annotation, molecular function: calcium ion binding.
UGACUCGGCCCUUUCCGCCCCGCUCCCGCCCCGCGCCCGGGUCGCUGCGCUGAGACCCCGCGCCCCCGCCGCCCCCCGCCGCCACCAUGAUCAUCUACCGGGACUGCAUCAGCCAGGAUGAGAUGUUCUCGGACAUCUACAAGAUCCGGGAGGUGGCGGACGGCCUGUGCCUGGAAGUGGAGGGGAAGAUGGUCACCAGGACAGAGGGUCAAAUUGAUGACUCUCUAAUUGGUGGCAAUGCCUCUGCUGAAGGUCCAGAGGGAGAUGGAACAGAAGCCACGGUCAUAACUGGUGUUGACAUAGUAAUUAACCACCACCUUCAGGAGACCAGCUUCACAAAAGAAUCCUACAAGAAGUACAUCAAGGAUUACAUGAAAGCAAUCAAAGCCAGACUUGAGGAACACAAGCCAGAGAGAGUAAAGCCUUUCAUGACUGGGGCUGCAGAACAAAUCAAACACAUCCUUGCCAAUUUCAAAAACUACCAGUUCUUUGUAGGGGAGAACAUGAAUCCAGAUGGAAUGGUGGCUCUCCUGGAUUUCCGUGAGGACGGUGUGACCCCAUAUAUGAUUUUCUUUAAGGACGGCUUAGAAAUCGAGAAAUGUUAACAAAUCAAACAGUAUGGUUUUGGAUCACUUGUCUUCAUAGCUGGCUGCUGUUUCUUCUUCAUCGGCACAACACCAGGAAUCAGCAAUGUCUAACUGGACUGAUGUCAUCUUGAGCUUUAUUCACUUAUUUUGACCCUGAUUUGGAGUGGAGGCAUUGUUUAAAAAAAACGAAAAAACAUCUAUCAUGUAGGUUGUCUAAAAUAAAACUCAUUUAAACCCA